Molecule: messenger RNA, 1285 nt
Organism: Jatropha curcas
Lineage: Eukaryota; Viridiplantae; Streptophyta; Magnoliopsida; Malpighiales; Euphorbiaceae
Product: cyclin delta-3
Source: RefSeq, a predicted model, not a curated record
AUGAGAAAGGGACCUCAACAAACAACGAUUGGAGUGGCUCAGUGGCAGUAGCACAGAGCACCACCGCAAUUUUGAAGGAAUGAAGAUAGGCGGCGGAGUGGUGUAUGGAGCUCCACGCGCCACCUCUCUGCUUUUCGUCCAUGGAAGACCAACGCUUCGCGGCUUCUCCUCUCCAUAUUCUUCUUCUUCCUCCUUUCCGGAGCAUGUAAGUUUCAUAAAAGACGUAGCUGCAACUGAGCCCCCAAAGCACUUGUCACAUUUGCUGAAUUUGCUCAAGACCAGAGGUGAAUCCAUCAUUUCUCCUGGAGCUAAGCAAGGGUUGAUACCCCUUGCGAUUCCAUUGGCUAAAAGCAGCUCAGAUGCUGUAAUUGCACUGCUUAGAUGGCCAACAGCACCAGCUGGAAUGGAGAUGCCAGUGGUGGAGGUUCAUAAACAUGGAGUUUGGCUUCUGGCAAAGACUGUAGAUCAAUUUAUUCAUAGAAUCCUGGUUGAGGAAGAUGGCAAAAAGUCUUCAAAAGUCAAUGACGAGCUAUUUUGUGCUGCAGCUGAUGCUGGGGUGAAUCUUUACACAAAGGGUGAUUUUGCUAAAUCUCAGAUUUCAGAUCUAGAUGUGUAUCUCUUAAAAAAGGUUGGUUUGUUCCCAGAUGUUCUAGAGCGCAAAGUGAUGCGCCAUUUUGAGAAAGGAGACCAUGUUUCAGCAUUGGUGACUGGGGAAUUUUACACUAAGAAGGAGCAUUUUCCAGGGUUUGCACGGCCAUUUGUAUUCAAUGCUGAGAUUUUGCUGAAAGUUGGACGUAAAUUAGAAGCCAAAGAUGCUGCUAGGGGUGCUCUGAAAUCGCCAUGGUGGACUCUGGGUUGCAGGUACCAGGAAGUUGCUCAAAUAGCAGAAUGGGAGGAUGAGCAAAUUGAAUAUAUGAAAGAAAGAGUGACUGAGGAAGGCAGGCAGGAAGACCUUAAUAAGGGGAAGGAUCCUGCUCAGAUUGCAUUGGAUGAAGCUGCUUUUUUGUUGGACUUAGCUUCUGUUGAAGGAACUUGGGAUGACUCAUCAGAGCAAAUAGCUGCAUGCUAUAAGGAGGCUGGACUCCAAGAUGUUGCCAGAUUUAUACAAUACAGAGAUUGACUUCUCUGUUUUUGGUGGGCUAUUGAUCAAUCCAAAUAUUGUUUGCGGUGACAUUUUCUUUAGAUCAUUUUCCCUUUAAAAUUGAUAGGAAAUCAAAUUUUUGAAGACUAUUGAAAAAAGUUCAAAUUUUAUGAAUUGAAUGGUUCUCAAGAACGUUUACAUUUC